UUGUAAUCGAUUAUUUUGUACUUACACGAUCGUAAUGAAAAUUUCAGAAGACAACAAUGAUCCUGUUGUUAUGCCAAUUCUUUUACCUUUUGGCGUCAGGUGAGGACAGCAGAGACCUGAACGAUGACGACAACGAAGAUCUCGGAAGAAAAUUACACAGGAAAAAGCACCAAAAUAUGGGCCCUUGCGGAGGCUAUGGAAGGUCUUUCGGAAACACUUACGUGUACGCUCCGGUGAUGAAUUAUAUUUUCGGAUGUGGAGGAGGAGCUCCGGGCUAUGGAAAUCAGGGCCAUCAUGGUCAUCAUGGGCAUCACGGACAUCAUGGUCAUCACGGUCACGAGGGAUAUCAAGGUUAUCAGGGCUACGCGCCAGGUUUCCACCAGCCCUUCGUUCAACCAGUCGGACCAUUCAACGGAGCAGUGUCUGGAGUCGGAUCAUUACUUUCUGGAUAUUUGUCACAUCCUUACAAAACGCAACGGCAGAUCAACAAGUUCUUCAGACCAUUCACGAAGCUAUUUUGAAAGUGUUUUUAGUGUUGCAUGAAUUUGAACAUGAAAGUGGUGUGUUUUAUACUGUUUAAUUUUGAUUACUCAUGAUUAUGAGAAAUCUUUAGUCUGUCCGACCAUGUGAUAACGUUAUAUUAAAUUGAAUUGUGAGUAAGAUAUUGGUGAACCGAUUUUAAACUUGAAAGGGUCUCAAACGGGGUCGUCCACAAUGUUUUUAGCAUUGCAAAAUAAUAAUAAUAUUGUUGUAAUAGAAACUGACACGCACAUCAACACGCGAAUUCUUCAUUAUUAAUUUAUAAAUUAAUGUACGAGUUAUGAUGGUUUUCAUAAUUAAAAAAACCGGUUCAUGUUAUGUAUGCGUUUAACUAAGAAAUAGUAAAUCGAAUUUAAAUCUUAACACACGGUGUUAGUCAGUUCUGAUAGUUAUGUACAGAGAAGAUGGAGAGUUUGCGGUUGAUCAGAUAGCACAGUGUUAGAGGAACAUUAAUAUUGUUAAUGGUAUAUGUGUCAGUUGUAUUUAUGAGCUCAUUUGUCAGCGUAGGAGUGCGUUCGUACCAUCAUCGUUAUCUAUAGGGCCAGACCGAUAACUGACAUAGCCUGGAGGAUUGUGAGAUCGAAUUGGGCAGGGCGCAUUGCUCGAAGCAAAGACCGCCGCCGAGCAAAAAGUUAUUGAACAGUGACCGUGCACUGGAAGACGCAGCGUGGGUAGACCAGCCAUAAAGUGGACCGUCGACCUGUUGAAGGUCGCGAGGAUAUGUUCAAUGCGGGCAGCGCAGGGCCAGUCGUUAUGGAGAACCUCGGGAGAGGUCUAUGUUCAGCAACGGACGUCUGUCAGUUGAUGAUUUCAGGGGGGCAAGUAGACGUUUACAACAAUACGAACACGUUUUGCUUGAACGAUCUGACUCGGAUCCAAAUCACAUUUAGUAAAAAAAUACAAACUCGCUUGAGUAACUUUAAUUGAAAUCAACACGGCUGACGAUAU
Messenger RNA from Bombyx mandarina (wild silkworm), 1488 nucleotides. RefSeq lists its product as uncharacterized. The record is from RefSeq and is a predicted model, not a curated record. NCBI's taxonomy places the organism in Eukaryota, Metazoa, Arthropoda, Insecta, Lepidoptera, Bombycidae.